CAAAGCAUGUUGAGGGUACUUGAUGGGUAAGCUCUGUAUUGUGUUUACAGGAAUGAGUGGUGCCCCUAGCUUGACAUGGAUUCUGCAGGUCCACAUGACCCCAAAAAAUUGCAGCUCCAAUUCUCAUCUUCCUGCAUCCACACACCUCUCUCUCUCUCUCUCUCUCUCUCUCUCUCUCUUAUUCUCUAGUUUCUCUCUCUUCCAAUUUCCAGUCACAUUCUAGAGAGAGAAGAUGAUGGUGGUGAGGAGGGAAAGAGAGUAGUGGAAGGAAAAGGAUGAGUUUGUUAUGCAGUCCAUGGCCUGUCAUUUUGCUCACUAUGCAUUUUCAUCCUCACCAAACAGAGAUUACUGUUUUAUCACCAAAUGCUGCAAUUUCAAGCCCUCAAAGCCUUCCUCACCUGUUAUGCUUUCUUCCCUCAGUGACAGGAGACCCUCUUACAAUACCCUUGUCUUCCAGGCUGUGAGGCUUUUGGGUCCUCCAGCACGAUUUGAAGCUUCGAAGCUGAAAGUUGUGUUUACGGGAAAUAAGAUGGAUAAGUAUGCUAGAAUUUUGCCAAGAACCUACACCCUCUCCCAUUGUGAUUUUACAGGCAAUCUAACAUUGUCAAUCUCAAAUGUUAUCAGUCUUGAUCAGUUGAAAGGGUGGUACAGUAAGGAUGAUGUGGUCGCAGAGUGGAAGGAAGUGAAAGGGGUCAUGCAUCUAGAUGUCCAUUGUUAUGUAAGUGGGCCUAAUCCCUUACCAGACCUCGCUGCAGAGUUUAGAUACUACAUUUUCUCCAAGGAGUUGCCUUUGGUACUUGAGGCUGUGGUGUGCGGUGAUUCUGUACUUUUCAGAGAGCAUCAAGAAUUGAUGGAUGCUAUAGUUCGGGUUUAUUUUCAUUCUAGUUCAAAGAAGUACAAUCGCGUCGAAUGUUGGGGCCCUCUUAAAGAUGCUGCAAAGGGAAAACGAGAAGAUCAAAUCCAUGAUUUACUGAGUGGAAGUAAGGAAAGUUCCCAUCCUUCCAAGAACUGGGGAAGUCCAAAAUCGAUCUUCCAAGCUCUUGUCACCUUCCUUCUUUGAAUAUUAUAAGUACAGCAACAGUUCAUCUGCAACUCUGAUCUGACUCCUCCAAUGCUGGUAUAUACUUCGAGCACUGGAGUUCAUUGAGCUUUUAAAUUGGGAAAUUCAGCAUUUUAACAUUUCCCAUCUCAAGUUGCAUACACACAAGGAUUAUUUUCAAUAUCAUUUGAUUCUUUUGUACUUAUCAUGAACGGGAAUCUUGACUCAAAAUUCUUGUAAUUCAAGACACUUUUCAUCCAUCAAUUCAUUGCUGAUCUACAUGUAUUGUUUCUUUUUUGAUUCA
This is a messenger RNA of Cornus florida, 1343 nucleotides long. Its product is annotated as magnesium dechelatase SGRL, chloroplastic. Bases 287 to 1060 code for a protein of 257 amino acids. The transcript is spliced from 5 exons. NCBI's taxonomy places the organism in Eukaryota, Viridiplantae, Streptophyta, Magnoliopsida, Cornales, Cornaceae. The record is from RefSeq and is a predicted model, not a curated record.